Nicotiana tabacum (common tobacco) is the source of this 1163-nucleotide messenger RNA. RefSeq names its product ER membrane protein complex subunit 7 homolog. Gene Ontology annotation, cellular component: EMC complex. Lineage: Eukaryota; Viridiplantae; Streptophyta; Magnoliopsida; Solanales; Solanaceae. The record is from RefSeq and is a predicted model, not a curated record. Gene Ontology annotation, molecular function: carbohydrate binding.
UCCGUCUUUUAUACCUGUCAACGAUUCAACUCUAUUUGUAUCCCUUGCCCGAGCAGAAAUUGAUAUUCCCAAUGGCAGUGAUGCAUAAGUCGAUGACAAUGUUGCUUUCUCUAAUCUCACUUCUUUCUUUAUGCUCUCUACUUGCCUCCACACUCGCGAUCGCAUCCGGGAGCAGUGAUGGUUAUACUAUUAAUGGUCGUGUCAAAAUUCCUGGCUUUAGCUUGAAAGGAUCUGGUUUGGCCGCUAAAGCAUCAAAUGUCAAAGUCCUACUCAAUGGUGGCCAAAGAGUUACUUUCCUGAGACCUGAUGGAUAUUUCUCAUUGUAUCCUUCUUAUAUGUCCAUGUGUAUGCAAAGAGCACGGGGAAGAUUAUGCUGUUAUUUUAGUAAUUCUUUGACUUUAGACUUCAAAAGCCAUAAUGUGCCAGCAGGGACGCAUCUCAUAGAAGUAUCUGCGAUUGGGUACUUCUUUUCUCCAGUCCGAGUUGAUGUCAGUGCCAGAAACCCUGGAAAGGUUCAAGCUGCAUUAACUGAGAAUCGGAGGAGCCUGAUUGAGCUGGUUUUGGAGCCACUGGGAGAUGAGCAAUAUUAUGAGAUAAGGGAACCCUUCUCCAUUAUGUCUCUGGUGAAAAGCCCAAUGGGUCUGAUGGUUGGAUUCAUGCUGGUUGUGAUGUUUUUGAUGCCAAAAUUAGUAGAGAAUAUGGAUCCCGAAGAAAUUAGAAAAGCACAAGAGGAAAUGAGAAGCCAAGGAGUUCCCAGUCUUUCAAGCUUGUUACCUGGGGCCCAAAGGAGCAACUAGUGACUAUAUUAAGAACAUUGAAGCUUUACAUUGAUAAGCGGAAUACAUCUGCUGCCAUUUUAUGGAAAAGUUGAAAUGAUGUAAAAUUCUAGUUCCGACAAUUCAUCUCCUGCUGUCGAAAGUCUCUAAUGACCAUAAUUAGUUCAACUGUUAAUCUUAAAGACCCUUUGUUUCCUCUGGUUAGAAACCAAUAUUUUUUAGUCAGUGUUAUUAGGCAAUGAUGUGGAUUACCCGAGGAAGUUUUUAGUAUUUGGUUGGUGUAUGGUGUGUUUAAAACAGCCUUGGAUUUAAUACCAUGUAAUCAAGUCCUGAGUUCAUUGUAUGUUGAAGUAUUAGUAUCUUUAUAUAUGCAGUAUGCUUAUGCUG